AUGAAACUACAGACACUUUCCCUCGUGGCGCUUUUCUUAAGUACGGCAGAUGGUGUAAGAUUCACCGACCGAUCCGAUCAGACACCUGUUUUAUACCGACCUUCCACAAAAAUUAUUCGAAACUGUGGAAAGGAAAAUGAUCUGCUAUCGAUAGAUUACAUUGCUUUACGUCCUGAUCCACCGCGCAAAGGCGAACCACUUCAUGUGGAUUUCAAGGGCUUUUUGAAAGAAGAAAUAGGAAAUGGUACCUACGUGGACGUUGUGGUCAAAUACCGAGGAAUGCAAAUGCUUCACAAGAAAUAUGAUUUUUGCGACGAAGCCGACAAGUUUGGCGAACGUUGUCCAUUCGAGGCCGGAGAAUAUCGGCUUAGCAAAGACGUGGAUUUACCAGACGAUAUACAAUACAUAGUGCAUAUCGAAAUUGUGACGCCGGAGGAUAAAAGAGUGACAUGUGUUGUGGCACGAACAAAACUUUGA
Radiomyces spectabilis is the source of this 477-nucleotide messenger RNA. Its product is annotated as ML domain-containing protein. Gene Ontology annotation, molecular function: sterol binding. The record is from RefSeq and is a predicted model, not a curated record. NCBI's taxonomy places the organism in Eukaryota, Fungi, Mucoromycota, Mucoromycetes, Mucorales, Radiomycetaceae. Gene Ontology annotation, biological process: sterol transport. The transcript is spliced from 3 exons. Bases 1 to 477 code for a protein of 158 amino acids.